AUGUCCUUAUUCGGCGAAUCCCCAGAGGAUCGCUCUACAGGAGGCUUCGCUCAGAAAUCAAAGUCCUCUCUGUUCGCCGACGAACCGGCUACGGGCGGCUCAUCGCUGUUCGCCGAUGACGACGGCGAUGACAGCUCCUCUCCCUGGAACAUCCAAAACAACUCAGCGAAAAGAGCAGCUCGGCGCGAUCUGGUCCGAACCUUGCUUCCGAACUCCGACGUACCGGAGAGCUAUAUCGAUGCCUACGAUUUGAUCCUGAAUAACGGGGACAGGGUUGGCUCCGGCAUUGGGCUGACCUCUGUUCGGGAGAUUCUCUCGAGCAGUGGGUUAUCCGCAACAGACCAAAGCAAGAUCCUGAACCUCGUGGCCUCGGGGGACCAUGAGAGCUUCGGCGGAUUGGGUCGUGGCGAGUUCAAUGUGCUGUUAGCUUUGGUUGGCUUGGCGCAAGAGGGCGAAGACCUCUCUUUCGAUGCGGUGGACGACCGUCGCAAAAAAUUGCCGCAGCCUAAAACCGACUAUCUCGACAAGUUACGACAGACCGGCGACGCGCCCUCCGAGCCACAAGACCAGCGACCAGCAACUCCCCCGCCACAGGAACAUCCUUUGCCCACGCCGGGCUCGGCGCGAUCACAUAUAAGUCGGCAGGAGUCCUUGGGUGGAUUGGAGGCCGAUCCAUGGGGCAGUCCACAGCUGCACCGGGGCCACAAUCAUGCGGUGGGAGGUGCUGAUAAUCGUACAUCGAACCACUUCGGUAGUGUGCGCUCUACUACAAAUGCUUGGUCCACACAUGUGAACGAAGGGACUAGCCAAACAAGUGUGUCCCAGCAUGAGCAUACAAAUGGCCAGACAGCGGCUGCACCACCCAGUAGCUCUGGGUCAGGAUGGGGAAAUACAACUCUCGCCGGACCAAGUCACAGUGAUGAGAGCAGCUUCGGAGGGACCGAUCGAGCAGCGCUGGGUGUGUUCGGGCCCCCAGGAGACGAACCCAGCAGUAUUGCACCGCGCCGCCGAUCUUUGGGCCUCGGCCGUAGCACGACAAAUCCGCAGGUGGAGGAGACUGUCACUGUUUCCUUGCUCCCCGAAAAGGAAGGAUUGUUCAUGUUCCAGCACCGCAACUAUGAGGUGAAGUCGGCGCGUAGGGGUAGUACAGUCAUUCGGCGCUAUAGCGAUUUCGUCUGGCUACUGGAUUGUCUUCAGAAGCGGUUCCCAUUCAGGCAAUUGCCUCUUCUUCCACCCAAGCGUGUUUCAGUCAAUGGCACUCACCUUUCAGCGGAUUCAUCUUCUUUCCUCGAAAAGCGCCGACAUGGUCUCAUCCGAUUUACCAACGCACUCGUCCGCCACCCCGUUCUAGGCCAGGAACAGCUGGUUGUCAUGUUCUUGACAGUCCCAACCGAACUCUCUGUAUGGCGCAAACAGGCCACAAUCUCAGUCCAAGAUGAAUUUGUGGGGCGUACUCUCCCCAAGGACCUCGAAGAUUCCCUGCCUGAAACCCUCAAUGAUACAUUCGAAACCGUGCGCAGUGGUGUCAAGAGAUCUGCUGAAAUCUAUAUUAAUCUAUGCACUUUGCUUGAAAGGCUGGCUAAACGGAAUGAUGGACUGGCCGCGGACCAUCUCCGAUUUUCUCUCGCCCUGCAGUCUUUGACGGAAGUCACCAAAGACACGUAUGCCGUGGAUACCAACGACAUCCCGGCUCUCAAUGAAGGCAUUACAGCCACCGCUCGUCACCUCUCUACCAGUCAAAGCUUAUUGGAAGACGAGGCCCGAGGGUGGACUGAGGGGGUUCUGGAAGAUCUCAAGCGGCAACGCGAUUGCCUGGUCAGUGUUCGGGAGAUGUUCGAUCGCCGUGAUCGUUAUGCACGGAACAAUAUCCCACAGCUGGAGCGGCGAAUCGAGACCAACGAACAGAAGCUGACGGAUCUGCAUGGCCGACCCGCGGGCACCGUCAAGCCCGGGGAGAUCGACAGACUCGGGGACUCUAUUCUCAAGGACAAGGAAUCUAUCGUCGAGCAGCAUGCCCGGGGCGUCUUCAUCAAGGAGUGCAUCCGGGAUGAACUGGUACACUUCCAGCAGAGCCAAUAUCACAUCAGCCGCCUGCAUCAAGACUGGAGUCAGGAGCGGGUCAAGUACUCCGAACUGCAGGCGGACAACUGGCGUGGCUUGAGCGACGAAGUUGAGGGGAUGCCGACGGGCGUGUAG
Penicillium brevicompactum is the source of this 2196-nucleotide messenger RNA. It is a transcript of the gene mvp1, whose product is annotated as sorting nexin Mvp1. The transcript has 5 exons. Gene Ontology annotation, molecular function: phosphatidylinositol-3-phosphate binding. Bases 1 to 2196 code for a protein of 731 amino acids. Gene Ontology annotation, cellular component: endosome. NCBI's taxonomy places the organism in Eukaryota, Fungi, Ascomycota, Eurotiomycetes, Eurotiales, Aspergillaceae. Gene Ontology annotation, biological process: retrograde transport, endosome to Golgi; protein targeting to vacuole. The record is from RefSeq and is a predicted model, not a curated record.